Molecule: messenger RNA, 2322 nt
Organism: Asparagus officinalis (garden asparagus)
Lineage: Eukaryota; Viridiplantae; Streptophyta; Magnoliopsida; Asparagales; Asparagaceae
Product: serine/threonine protein phosphatase 2A 57 kDa regulatory subunit B' iota isoform
Exons: 2
Coding region: 534-2072 (512 amino acids)
Biological process (GO): signal transduction
Cellular component (GO): protein phosphatase type 2A complex
Molecular function (GO): protein phosphatase regulator activity
Source: RefSeq, a predicted model, not a curated record
UCUGCUCUUCGUCCAUUAUCUGUCUUCACUGCUCUCUGUCUCGGUCUCGCAAGCUCUCGAGAUCUAAUCCGAUCUCAAUGGCAUUGGCCGAUCUCGCCGGCGUCUUCAUCCCUUCAUGAUUCUUAUCGCCAGAUCUCAAGAUUUUUCCUUCGAUUUGUUCAGAUCUUCGAAAAUUUGGCUGUUUCUGGUAAUUUCUAGGGUUUGUUUGCUCAAGAUCUAGGAAUUUGAGGGGUUUUUUUCCUGUUCCAGUGUAACGACAUUGCUGAAAUUUAUGGUUCCUUUCCUUUUUUUAGUAAUACGUAGCGAUUUGUCUCGGGGUUUAUGCGGUUGAUUGCAGUUAAAAGGUCAAAAAAAGCUGCCUCUUUUCUUGUUUCAUCGUGGAAUCUAGGGUUCUGAAUCAUUCCCUUACAAGUAAACUUAGUACUGUAUUCUUCAUUUGAAUCAAUUUAGGUUCCUUCCGCUUGAAAUUCGAACAGUACGGCUGUUAAUGUUGGUCUAGGGUUUUUGUUUGUGGCCUUAUCGGAUUUAUCACCAUGUGGAAGCAACUUUUCAGCAAAUUGCCCAAAAAAUCAGCUAAAUCCAGUUCACAUUCAGAUGCCUCAAACCAUCAUCACCAUCGUUCAAACAGUGGCAGCUCUGAUGAGAACUCAAUCCAGCGAUCAAUCAGCAACAGCAACAAUGCUGCUGGCGGUCGCUCGGCCAAUCCGAAGAGGACCUCUUCUGCUGUCUUCCCGUCUAACUUUGUUGCUGGAAUUGAGCCUCUGUUAGCUUUCAAGGAUGUCACCAGCCAAGAAAAAUCCAACCUUUUUAUUAGCAAGCUGACCCUUUGUUGUGCAACCUUUGAUUUCUCCGACCCGAAUAAAAAUCUUGCCGAAAAGGAUAUAAAGAAGCAUACCCUUAUUGAUCUUAUCGAAUAUGUCAAUACGGGUCCCCCUAAAUUCACCGAGCAGAUGAUUUCGGCAAGUUGCAAGAUGUUUGCAGCCAACUUGUUUAGGGCUUUCCCUCCAAAUUACCGAUCAAAUUCGGGUGGAGGGGAGGCUGAAGAAGAAGAGCCCAUGUUUGAUCCAGCUUGGUCGCAUUUGCAGUUGGUGUAUGAUUUGCUGCUUAAGUUAGUUGGAUCCACCUUGCUCGAUGCAAAGGUUGCGAAGAAGUAUUUUGACCAUUCCUUCAUUUUGAGAUUGCUCGAGUUGUUUGAUUCAGAGGAUCCAAGAGAGAGGGAUUGCUUGAAGACUAUAUUGCAUAAGUUAUAUGGGAAGUUUAUGGUUCACCGGCCUUUCAUUCGGAAGUCGGUGAGCAAUAUAUUUUAUCGGUUUGUGUUUGAAACCGAUAGGCAUAAUGGGAUUGGAGAAUUAUUGGAGGUUUUUGGGAGUGUGAUAAGUGGGUUUGCUCUGCCAUUAAAGGAAGAGCACAAGAUUUUCUUAUGGAGAGCUUUGAUUCCUCUGCACAAACCAAAGUCAGUGGGGACUUAUCUUCAGCAGUUGACCUACUGUGUGACUCAGUUUGUAGAGAAGGAGCCAAAGUUGGCUAGUACAGUUAUCAGGGGCUUGUUGAAGUAUUGGCCAGUGACAAAUAGUCAGAAGGAGGUGAUGUUUUUAAGCGAGUUGGAAGAAGUUUUGGAAUCAACAAAUGUGGUGGAGUUCCAGAAGUGUAUGGUCCCAUUAUUCCGGAGAAUUGGGUACUGCCUCAAUAGCUCCCAUUUUCAGGUUGCUGAAAGGGCCCUUUUCCUUUGGAACAAUGACCACAUAAUUGGCAUGGUUGCACAAAACCGUCACGUGAUCAUGCCCCUCAUUGUUCCAGCCAUAGAAAGGAACUCCAAGAACCACUGGAACCAAGCAGUUCUUAACCUCACAAUAAACGCAAGAAAGAUGCUAUCUGAGAUGGACGAGGAUCUAUUCUCCGAGUGCCUGAGAAAAUUCGAGGAUGAGGAAGAGAUGAAGAAAUCGAUAGAAGAGAAGCGGAGGAUUACAUGGGAGCGACUGGAGGCUGCUGCCUCCUCAAAGCCGGUGACUGGGAACACUGCCGUCCUGGUGAGGCCAGUUCCAGUUUCUCGUGUUGCCACUUCUCUUAGUUAAAGAGAUAAGCAGGGGAUGUUCUGGAGGUUCUUGUUUUUUUCCCCCUUUUGAUUUUUUUAGCUUCUUUUGUAUUAUGGUAAUAUUGUUACUAUUAUCUUCUUGCUGUAACUAAAGUUGAAUUGGUGCUGUUGGAAGAAGGCAUCAUGUUUGUGGGAGGGUAGUGGGUCUGUACUGAAGCCGAAAUUGCCGAGAGAAUACAUGGCAGAUGCCCAGGGUAAUCCUGUUGGUUCUUGUUUCCCUGUUGAAAAUU